AUGUCCGUUAUCCUCAUCAUCGCUAUUCCCACACAGAAAGAGUCCUGGCUGCAUCGUAUUGCGCCGGACCGUAUCUUCCGCAUGAUCGCCGACGAGCGCAACGGCGACACCGAGCCUCGACGAGCCAUCGAUUACAUACCCGGCUACAACAGCAACCGCUACUCUGACCGCAUCGAGGAGGAGAUUGAAGAAGACAGCCAGGACUCAGUUCGUGCUAUUGAGGAGGGCAAUCGCCGCCUCGAUGGCGCGUUGCCAGGGCAUGUCGAGCGCGACCAGCAGCCUAGUGUCGAGAACGAAUGGGCGAGGAACUAG
Molecule: messenger RNA, 312 nt
Organism: Alternaria metachromatica
Lineage: Eukaryota; Fungi; Ascomycota; Dothideomycetes; Pleosporales; Pleosporaceae
Exons: 2
Coding region: 1-312 (103 amino acids)
Source: RefSeq, a predicted model, not a curated record